AUGGUGACCAAGUGGAUGCUGCUGGCUGCCGUGGCUCUGCUCGACGCGCAUGCGAAUCCUGGAUGCGCCCAAGACUUCAGUCAAUGCAAUGGUGAAAACUGGCCCUUCUCCGUGUGCUGCCUCCAUGAAGGCUUUUCCUGCACCUACAUCAACCCCGACCUGUCGUUGUGUCUCCAACUACCCGUCCGAAAUGCAUCAUCUGAAAAUGGAGUCAUCGUUGCCGGCACAACAAGACAGCGCUUCCUACGUGGAUUUGCAGCAAUGGCCGCAGCAUCUGAACCAGCAACACACCAGAACAUGGACAACAGCGUGAAUCGUCCUGUUGGUUACUUGGGGCAGUGCGGUGGCAUCGGCUACGGAGGCACCACGACCUGCACCCACGGGCUCUUUUGCCAUGUCGAGAGCCCGUAUUACUCGUCGUGCUUGUUCAACCCUACAGACGACUCGCAUGUAGCUGUAUGGAGGAAAUGCGGCGGGGCCAACUGGAGCGGUCUAACGCAGUGCCAAGAAGGGUCGACCUGCCAAGUGCAAACCGUGUGGUACUCGCAGUGUGUUCCGUUAGUUUAAGACGCUGCUACCUCAAAACUCCAUCAAGCGUCCCGACGAUGGGUCUCCAUCCAAAGCACACCCAACGACAUCUGCCUUUCAUCGACGUAUGGCUUGUGUCAACCCUCGAUGGACCUGGGUAGAGAGAUGGCACGUGGAAACGAAAAAUGUAAAAAUG
Molecule: messenger RNA, 724 nt
Organism: Aphanomyces invadans
Lineage: Eukaryota; Oomycota; Saprolegniomycetes; Saprolegniales; Verrucalvaceae
Exons: 1
Coding region: 1-567 (188 amino acids)
Biological process (GO): carbohydrate metabolic process
Cellular component (GO): extracellular region
Molecular function (GO): cellulose binding
Source: RefSeq, a predicted model, not a curated record